CCUGGCUGUGGAGCUGCCGGGCUGAGACCCCAGGCUGAGACUCACACCCUGCCCAAUGGUGCUGCCUGGCCACUGAACCUUCCUUGUCCCAGGAAAAGGGGUCCCUGAGACUAGGACCCACUGGGGCAUUUGCUCCCCCUCUGCCCCUUGGGUACCCUGGGCUCCCCCAGCCUCUCUGCCUUGGUUUCCCUGGGGAGAGCAGGCUGGCAGCAUGGGAACGGGGCAAUGGACAAUCAGGGUUUCUAGAAGUUCGGGGAAUGAUGGACGUGAAGCAGGAGGAUGUCUGUGAGCUUUGGGUGUGGCUCAAUCCUGGCCACCCCCUGGGCUCCAUCCUAUCAACCUGGACCCUCUCCAGCAGUGGGGUCUGAGCCUGCUGCCAGCAGCCUAAGAAUCCACCACCUCUUCUGAGGGUACGGGGCUGUGGCUCAGCCUGGGGUAGAACACCAGUACAACCACUCUCUGGCACUGAGGAUCCUGAGGCAGGAUCUGUCCCACCACUGACAGACCCUAGAACCAAUGGGAACAGCCAGGAGGGAGCCCCUGGGAUGCACCUCACACUCCUCCCCAGACACAGGGCAAGCACAGGGCAGCACUUGGUCACAGCGUGCUCUGGGCUGGGUCUCACACAAGGCUGCAUUCAUCUGGACCUGGGGGACAGGCCCAGCACUGUCACCCAAGCCGGACACAGGUUAUCCCUGCUCUUGUGUAACCUGUUGCAUAAAGCUGGCGUGAGCCGGAGUGCUGCCAGCAGUGGGGCUAUAAAGGUGGGUGCAGCCUCUCCUGCCCACAUCCACUCCAGGACGAGUAUGACAGCAGCACUGUCCAGCCUGGCUCUGGCCCUGCUCUGCCUGCUGCAGGCAGGGGCCCAGGUCCCUGUGCAGCCAGACCUGGACACCGAAAAGUUUGCAGGGGUGUGGUAUGUCACAGCCGUUGCUUCCAACUGCUCCAUCUUCCUGAAGAUGAAGGAUGGGAUGAAGUCAUCCAUGGCCAUCAUCAGCUUCAUGCCAGAAGGGGACCUGGCCCUGAAGCUGCUCUGGCCCCUGAUGGACAAAUGCCAAAAGUUUGAGCUGCUCUUACAGCAGAGUGGGCAGGCGGGGCACUACACGGGAGCACAAGACAAGAGGGAUCUGCGUGUGAUGGAGACGGACUACAGCCACUAUGCUGUCGUGCACGAGGCCCAUGACAGCGAGGCAGAGCCCAGCUCAGCGCUGCAGCUGCUCACAAGGGAGCAGGACGUGAGCCCCCAGCUCCUGCAGAAGUUCACACAGCUCAUUCCCACCAUGGGCCUGACCAAGGACAUGCUGGCCAUCCUGCCCAAGUCAGGUGAGUGGCCUGAGGACACAGGGUGGCAGCUAUGGCCCCUCUGCAUGGGGACUGCACAGGGGCUCAGUGCUCCAAUGGCACACUCACCUCUCUCUUUGCUUUCCAACAGAUCAGUGCACCAGGGACAUCAGCUGAAGAGACCACAUGUCCUCCUAGUGGACGAUGGGCUCUGCAUCCACUCUGUGGUGCUCCUUCCUAUCCUCCAGGUUCUGCCAGACCCCCUGCUCCACACCAGGAUCACCGUCAACCUCCUAAAUAAACAGAUGCAGAAGCUGCCCCAGAGCUCGGUGCUUUGUUGGUGGGAGUAGGGUGCUGCCAGGGACCCCAGGCACCCUGAGCCAAACAGUCCUCGAGCUGACCCUUCCUGUCAGGUCCCCACGGGUGCUAGGGGCUCCUUGGGUGUGAUGUUU
Oenanthe melanoleuca is the source of this 1733-nucleotide messenger RNA. RefSeq names its product lipocalin-15-like. Bases 546 to 1631 code for a protein of 361 amino acids. The record is from RefSeq and is a predicted model, not a curated record. NCBI's taxonomy places the organism in Eukaryota, Metazoa, Chordata, Aves, Passeriformes, Muscicapidae. Gene Ontology annotation, molecular function: small molecule binding. The transcript has 6 exons.